AUGAUUUCACGCAUGCGCACUAAAGGGGAAACAGGAGAACUGAAUUGUCCGGUGUAAGUGCCGCUAUCUGGGAUGGGCGUCUGAUUAUGGAGAAAUAACACCGGGAUUCAUCGGACAUAUUGUUUAUUCAAACAAAAAGCAAAUCGUUUCUUCUUAUUUGAUUAACAAUACACCGCAGAUUGAGAAAUGCCGAGCCACAAGCUUGAUAAACCAGAAAAGUUGGAGGUGAACGACAACGUAAAGGUGGUGGUACGAUGUCGGCCUCUCAACCAGAAAGAGAAGAUGAUGGGACACAAGCAGUCGGUCACUGUGGAUGAAAUCCGGGGAACAAUCACCGUGAACAAGCUUGAGACCCCCAAUGAACCUCCGAAGACCUUCACUUUCGACACCGUGUUCGGUCCCGACAGCAAACAGCUAGACGUGUACAAUUUAACCGCCAGGCCCAUUCUCGAUUCUGUGUUAGAGGGAUAUAAUGGAACCAUAUUCGCUUACGGACAAACCGGCACUGGGAAAACCUUCACCAUGGAGGGAGUGAGAGCCGUUCCAGAGCUUCGAGGGAUUAUACCCAAUUCGUUUGCUCACAUUUUCGGUCACAUCGCUAAAGCAGAGGGAGACACCAGGUUCUUGGUGAGAGUUUCCUACUUGGAGAUCUAUAAUGAGGAAGUCAGGGACUUGUUGGGGAAGGACCAGAUGCAAAGAUUGGAGGUGAAAGAAAGGCCAGAUGUAGGAGUCUACAUUAAAGACCUGACUGGUUACCUUGUGAACAAUGCAGAUGAUAUGGACGGAGUUAUGACUAUGGGGAACAAGAAUCGUUCUGUUGGUGCUACCAAUAUGAACGAGCACAGCUCCCGAUCUCACGCCAUCUUCACCAUCACUAUCGAGUGUAGCGAGAAGGGCAUUGAUGGGAACCGGCAUGUGCGCAUGGGCAAGCUACACCUGGUGGACCUUGCGGGAUCAGAGAGGCAAGGGAAGACAGGAGCCACUGGGCAACGUCUUAAAGAGGCCACUAAGAUCAACUUGUCCCUUUCUACUCUGGGGAAUGUUAUCUCUGCUUUGGUGGAUGGGAAGAGCACACAUGUGCCCUACAGGAAUUCCAAACUCACACGCCUGCUGCAGGACUCUCUGGGAGGAAACUCCAAAACCAUGAUGUGUGCAAACAUCGGGCCGGCGGACUACAACUACGACGAGACCAUCAGCACUUUGCGUUAUGCCAACCGUGCAAAGAACAUCAAGAAUAAAGCGAGAAUCAACGAAGACCCCAAAGACGCUCUCAUACGCCAGUUUCAGAAGGAGAUCGAAGAUCUUACGAGAAAGCUGCAAGAAGGCGAAGAGAUCUCAGGGUCAGAAGGCAGCGGCUCUGAAGACAUGGACGAAGGAGAAGAUGAGUCUGGAGAUGCUGGAGAGAGACGCAGGAAACGACGAGGAAGGAAGAAGGUAUCCCCAGACAAGAUGGCAGAGAUGCAGGCGAAGAUCGAGGAGGAGCGGAAGGCCCUGGAGGCCAAGCUGGACAUGGAGGAGGAGGAGCGCAACAAAGCACGAGCAGAGCUGGAGAAGAGGGAGAAAGACCUACUUAAAGCACAGCAGGAACACCACCUCUUACUCGAGAAACUGUCGGCUUUGGAAAAGAAAGUGAUCGUUGGAGGAGUUGACUUGCUGGCCAAGGCAGAGGAGCAAGAGAAGCUCCUAGAAGAAUCCAACAACGAGCUGGAGGAGCGACGGAAAAGAGCCGAGCAGCUCCGCAGAGAACUAGAAGAGAAGGAGCAAGAGCGCUUGGACAUUGAGGAAAAAUACACCAGUUUGCAAGAGGAGGCCCAAGGGAAGACCAAGAAACUGAAGAAAGUCUGGACCAUGUUGAUGGCAGCAAAGUCAGAGAUGGCGGAUCUGCAACAGGAGCAUCACAGAGAGAUUGAGGGCCUGCUGGAGAACAUCCGCCAGCUUAGCAGAGAACUCCGCCUGCAAAUGCUAAUCAUUGACAAUUUUAUCCCUCAGGAAUACCAGGAAAUGAUUGAGAAUUAUGUACACUGGAAUGAAGACAUAGGGGAAUGGCAACUGAAAUGCGUGGCUUACACAGGAAACAACAUGCGAAAACAAACUCCUGUGCCAGACAAGAAAGAAAAGGAUCCAUUUGAAGUGGAUCUGUCCCACGUGUAUCUUGCGUAUACAGAGGAGAGCAUGCGCCAGUCCUUGAUGAGGCUGGAGAGACCCAGGACUUCAAAAAGCGGCAAGGCCAGAGCCAAGACAGGACGCAGGAAGCGUUCAUCCAGGCCAGAGACCGCCAUCGAGUCCCUGCUACAGUGAUCAUCAUUAGUGUGUGACUGCAGGACCCAGGCCGGUCAUUUGCACAAGAACGGACUGCUGUUCAGUGUGUAAAGCUGUAAACAUCUGGACUAAGUAUAUUGAAUUUUUGGUGAUGAAACACAAGUAUUCAGUGUACAUGUGCUGGAAUAUUACAGUUCUUUAUGCUUGUUGUAAAAACACCUAUUUAUUUCAGAAUGCGCAAUUCAGCAAAUAACAUCUGUUUAACUACAAAACAAAACAACGUGUUCCGUCGAGCCUCGACUGGUAGGUGGUAGAUUCAGGCAGGACACGACUCCUCCAGCGUAGGAUGUUACUACACUGAUGCUCUAGCUGAUUAGCUUGAAAUCUUAUGCAAGCUACUUCAGAAAUGAAUCACCUGCCCGAUAAUUUUAGCACCGGCCUUUUACAGUUCCUUUUUAGUCUUUGAACUUGAUGUAUGUAAUGUGUACUUCUAACCUGAUUCGGUGAUGGGAUUUGGCCUGAGAACCUGCAUGCUGCUCGAACAUCCUCUGUAGCGCUAUAUAACACUAGCUCAAUGGUUUUGUUUUCAUUUCAUCAGCUACCACAUGUGCACUGUAGUCAAAGAUCAGACCUGUUUAUUUGCCAUACAGUUGUUUACAUUUACUAUGCUGUUCCAUGUAUACUUGUUAAUUUAUUAAAUUAUUGACCUCA
Tachysurus fulvidraco (yellow catfish) is the source of this 2970-nucleotide messenger RNA. RefSeq names its product kinesin family member 3A (gene kif3a). NCBI's taxonomy places the organism in Eukaryota, Metazoa, Chordata, Actinopteri, Siluriformes, Bagridae. The transcript has 17 exons. Bases 187 to 2298 code for a protein of 703 amino acids. The record is from RefSeq and is a predicted model, not a curated record. Gene Ontology annotation, molecular function: microtubule binding; ATP binding; microtubule motor activity. Gene Ontology annotation, biological process: microtubule-based movement.